This is a messenger RNA of Dimorphilus gyrociliatus, 526 nucleotides long. Lineage: Eukaryota; Metazoa; Annelida; Polychaeta; Dinophilidae. The record is from the annotation of a GenBank genome assembly.
UAUGAAAAACCUGCUAAGGGAUGUUAUAAAAUCGGACGAAAUUACAUCCGAUAGAGAAACAAAAGUAUCAAAUUGUAGGCGAAAAGCUGGAGAUAAAUCAUCUCAACUUUGUAUGAAUCUUAUCCACUUUGUUGGGUUAGAUGUACCUUUGGAAAAGUUAUUGAAUGAUGCGUACGUUGUUAACUAUGAUAAGGAAAUUAUAACUUGCGGAACGAAUUACGCCUAUCCGCAGCUGUACGUUUUAGACAAGGAGAAUUUGAGAAUAAAAACAAAUUUAAAUAGAAAAUUACCAGUUGGUUACGUAUUCUGUUCUGGUCUUCCAAAUUGGAAUAUGACGGUCCUACUUAGCGAUAAGAAGACGCCUGGAAAUCGCUUAGCAGUAUUUCGGGCUGGUUCAAUGCUGGAGCAUGAAAGUUUUAGAGUGUAUAACGUUCUUUGGAGAUAUCAAUUCGAUCAUAGAAGAAAUCGAGUUGUCGGAUUAAAUUUAAAAUUAGACAAUAAUCACCUUAUCUAUCCGUCAGGUUAG